Messenger RNA from Osmia bicornis bicornis, 1861 nucleotides. RefSeq names its product putative neutral sphingomyelinase (gene nSMase). Gene Ontology annotation, cellular component: cytoplasm. Gene Ontology annotation, molecular function: sphingomyelin phosphodiesterase activity. The transcript has 6 exons. The record is from RefSeq and is a predicted model, not a curated record. Bases 153 to 1337 code for a protein of 394 amino acids. Lineage: Eukaryota; Metazoa; Arthropoda; Insecta; Hymenoptera; Megachilidae.
GCCAGUUUACCAACCAAAUAUAGGUUCAAUAGAAUCAUUAAUAAUUUUAGGCAUAAAUAAGUGGUAUCAAUAUAUUCCUCAAAGAACUGUGAAACGUAGAAAUACAUAUCGAAUUUUUUUAAACAAAUAAUAUUUUAACUAGCUCAUAAAAAAUGGUAAACGAAGUGUCAAUAAAUGUUUUAACUUUGAAUUGUUGGGGAAUUCCAUAUGUUGCAAAAGAUAGAAAAGCUCGCAUGGUAGCAAUUGCAGAAAAAUUUGCUACAGAAAAUUAUGAUGUUAUUUGUUUACAAGAGGUGUGGUCCAAUGAUGAUUUUAAAAUGAUGAAGGCUAAAACUCAAGAACAACUCCCGUAUUCACAUUAUUUUCAUAGUGGAGUUGCUGGAUCAGGUAUUUGUAUCUUAUCUCGAUAUCCUAUUCAAGAUAUAAUGUUUCAUAAAUGGCCGUUAAAUGGAUAUGUACACAAAAUACAUCAUGGAGAUUGGUUUGGUGGAAAAGGAGUUGGUCUUUGCAAACUUAAAGUUCAUAACUUAAAUAUUCACUUUUAUAUUGCACAUUUACAUGCAGAAUAUAGCAGAUCCAAUGAUGAAUAUAAAGCACAUAGAGUUUUACAAGCUUUUGAUACUGCCCAGUUUAUUAGGAUGACUUCUGGUAGUGCUGAUUCUGUGAUAUUGGGAGGUGAUCUCAAUGCAGAAUCUCAAGAUUUAGCUUAUAAAAUUAUGUGUGGCGUUGCUGGUUUAGCAGAUGCUUGCUCAAAUAGUUCUAGUCAUUUAGGAACCAAUGAAUGUGCCAAUAAUAGCUACACUAGUUCAAAAUUUGCAAGAGCUUUUCCUGAAGGAAAGCGUAUAGAUCACAUUUUAUUCUCAGGUUCAAAAAAUAUUAAAAUAGAGGUAACAGAUUUUCAACAUCCUUUUCCAAAAAGAAUACCUCACAAAGAUUUUAGUUAUUCUGAUCACGAGGCUAUUAUGGCAAGUUUUAAAUUUACCUCUGGAAGCAAGUCUCAGUAUACAAAUGUAGAUAUUAAAGAUUCAUUGAAAGAGGCUAUAAAAAUAUGUGAAAUAUCACUAAAAAGUGUUCGGCGGCAACGAUAUUGGUAUUUAUUAUUAGGUUGUAUAUUAAUUAUACCACUUAUUUGGUCUAUGGGAUUGGAUUGUUCUAUUACAUCUUAUUGUGUAGCCAUUGGAAUUAAUAUAGGUCGUCUUUUUUUAACUGCAGUAUUGUGUUAUACUUUAUUUAUGAGUUCUAUAUGGAAUAUUAUAGAAAAGAAUGCUUUAAAAGCAGCAUGUCUAGGAAUGGAAAUUUAUUUAACAAAUUUAAAUAAUAAUUUAUAUAAACCGUGAAAUUAUAUAAAUUAUACAAUUACAUAACUGAAAAUGAUGACUUUCUUUUUUAACUGUUUAGUUAAAAAUAUCAGAUAUCGUCAUAUUUAAUAAGCAAAUCUUAGCAUUUAUAUAAUAUAUAUAUUAUAUAUAUAUUUACGCAUUAAUGUUUUUACUAUCAUUUUUAUACAACAAUAAUUAAAUUAAAUCGUUUUCUCUUUUCUAUGAAUUACAAUUAUCUAUGUAUCAAUAAUUGCAUAUAAUUUUCAAUUACAAUACAUUUUAAACUAGAUUCCAUAUUUAAUAAAAGUAAACAGUAUUUUAAAUAUCUUACAUUUGUAGAAAGAAUAGACGACAUGUAAAACAUUUUGGUCAGAUAAUAGUUUCCUUAAUUUUUAUUAUUCCAAACCAUGUGAUUCCAUAAAUCGUAUUUAUUAUAAGUUCCUAACAAAACAAUCGAUAUUCGUAGCAAAUAACGUAUUUAAUAUUUUUGUUGUUGUAUUUAAUACAUUUCAUUAUAAAUCAUUCCACAAUGUAAAAAAUUC